UUACAUAAAAAUAAUUGGUCUCAGCCAGAAAAUGAAUCAUUUUUCAAGCCCGGGCUCCCCCCUCUUCCUCCAACUUGAUAAUUAGCUGCUGCAUUGUGAAAUCUUGACCGAGAGAUGAAAAAUAUAUAUAUAUAUUGAAAUAUCUUGCUUUAAAAAGAUCAAUGCUGUUUUCAAAACAGAAAGCUGCGUGAAGUUUUCUGGUUUUCAUAAAAACAAAAAAAACCGACCCGUCUAAUUUAUCUCCAUUUGCAACGCAGCUGUAUGGCAGCGAAGCACGGACAGCGCUUGAACUGUAUUGUAAUGAGUCGCUGAAUAAGCCACGGAUCCCCUUGUGAUGCUCAUAUUAAAAGACGACGAGGCUCAGCGGUACAGUCGGGUGUUUUUUUUAAGCCUCGUGUUUCAGGGCUGUGCAGACGUUCUGUCUCGUUAUCCCUUAGCGCUUCAGCUUUAUUUGGAUGAUUCUCCUUUACCUUGUUUUGGAUUUCCCGUUCCUCUCCGGUUUCUCCGAGAUACGAAUGCGCCAGCUUGACAUUUUAACGGUUCUCAUUGUGUUGAUCAUUACUGAACAUUUGUUGUUGAGUGAUUGAAAACAAGACGAGGUGUGUUUGAAUUUAAAGCGAUGGUCUUGAGUCGUCGUAUGGGUCAAAGUUCAAGAUGAUUAUCCUCUAGAGGAAUUAUCACUGAUGUCACUAGUGUGGUAUUUCGCCUUUUGUUUUUUUUUGUUUUUUUAGAAUGGCUCAGGAUGCAAUUAUAAAGUAUCGCAUUAUAACACACACCGCUGUGCUAAAACAAACAAUGCAAACUGCUAUGCAACAGGGGAGUUCGUUCCCAUUCCUCUAGUAUCCUUUUACUAACCAAAACUAUGUAUCAGAUUCUACUGACCACACUGCGCAUAAGAAUUUCAAAUUCAAUACAGUGCAGUAACACCACCAAAAAAAAAAAAAUAAAUUAUAGACUGUUCUGUAUAAAACAUGAACAGGAAACAAAUAGCUAUAAAUAUCUAAUAAGAGACACCAGCUCCAAAAACAAUAAUUAGACUCUUUAAAAAAAACACAGUUGGGUGCAUGCAUAAUGUAACUGAAUGGGGGGGGGGGGGGUUUAGACGAGCAGGGAAAAACAACCCCCCCACCCUUCCUCUUUCCCUGCGUUCUACAGAAGACCAUCCCUCCAUGCAGUCACUCCUCCUCCCUCUCAUACACUGCUGUGCUUUGCCUGCGUGUGCACCUCUCCAGUAUCUCUGUUCAUCGUUCUCCAACAGACUGUCGUUUAAGAGAUCUGCAAAUAACUUUGUGUCUGCAGUUCGGAUUUUAAAAACCAGCUGCAGAAAGCCUCUGGGAUGCAUCUUGCUCGCACAACAGGAGACCAAAACGAAUUGCAUUAAAUAAGGCUUCGGAUUUCAAAAUCUGUGGGCUGCACUAUAACAAGAGCUACAGCAGACAGCUGUGCUCGUUCCAUUUCAGGUACACAGAAGACGUCCGGGGUUCAAGGCUGGAUGCAAGUUUUUUAUUUAAGGGGGACAAACUAGACUGCUUGCAAUGAUACAAACGAUCUCACAAGGUAAGGAUUUAUUUUAAAAUGAAGCUUUUUUUUAUUUUUUAUUUGAUCUCAAGCACACAGAUGAACAAGUUGGAAAACUGCGCUACUCCAGUCUCCCGCUGUCUUCUUUCUUCCAAAGAGAAGCUUGGAUACACAGCUCAAAACAUGCAGGAUAAUCAGGAAGACAUGGGAAUAAGUUACAAAGGAGAAAUAUUAACACAUCUGGGAUAAUUUUUUUUUUUGGAGGGGAGGGAUCCCUCUGGUUUACAGAAAGAGGUCUCUUGUUUUUGGAGAUACGGGGAGGGGGGUGGGGGGAACCAAGGAAUUAUGCCACCCAUCUGGAAAGGGCUGCUGGACUGAUUAAAACAAAGUGCACGGGUCUUCUCUCGUCUAAAGAUUCCUACCUCACUUUAAAACUGGGGAGGAAAAAAAGUGGAGGUUUCCCAGAUCAGCCCUGAAAUGCAACAGUGACUGGUCGCUUGGCAGAGACAGACGAAAGGUCUGGGGAUUUCGUAGACCAUGGAACGCCUGCUCUUGGGCGCCUUGCUGGCUGGAUGCCUGGCGGGCGUGUCCGAGUCCUGCCCGUUCCACUGUGUGUGCCAGAACCUGUCAGAGUCCCUCAGCACGCUGUGCGCCAACAAGGGCCUCCUGUUCGUGCCCCCGAACAUCGACCGCCGGACCGUGGAGCUCAGGCUGGCUGACAACUUCCUGCUGGCGGUGGAGCCAGAGGACUUCCUCAACAUGAGCGGGCUGGUGGACCUGACGCUCUCCCGAAACACCAUCCACGAGAUCCAGCCCUUCGCCUUCGGGGACCUCUUCAGCCUGCGCUCGCUGCACCUCGACGCCAACCGGCUGACGCGGAUCCACGAAGAGGCCUUCCGAGGGCUCCUCAACCUCCAGCACCUCAUCGUCAACAACAACCAGCUGACGGACAUCUCCGGGUCGGCCUUCGACGACUUCCUGCUCUCCCUGGAGGACCUGGAUCUGUCCUACAACAACCUCCGACAGGUGCCCUGGGAGGCCAUCCAGAACAUGGCUAGCCUCCACACCCUGAACCUCGACCACAACCUCAUCGACCACAUCGUGGAGGGCUCCUUCGCCGAGCUCUACAAACUGGCCCGGCUGGACAUGACCUCCAACCGGCUGCAGACUCUGCCUCCCGACCCCUUCUUCUCCAGGUCCCAGACGGGCGUGAUCAGCCCCACGCCUUACAACGCGGUCGUCAGCCUCAGCUUCGGAGGGAACCCCUUGCACUGCAACUGUGAGCUGCUGUGGCUCAGGAGGCUGGUCCGGGAGGACGACAUGGAGACCUGCGCCUCCCCCCCUCAGCUGGUCUCCCGCUACUUCUGGUCCAUCCCGGAGGAAGAGUUCACUUGUGAGCCCCCGCUGAUCACCAGGCACACCCACAAGCUGUGGAUCCUGGAAGGGCAGAGAGCCACGCUCAGGUGCCGGGCUAUAGGCGAUCCGGAACCGCUCAUCCACUGGGUGUCCCCCAAGGACCGGAUCAUGUCCAACACGUCCCGGACGGUCUCCUACCGCAACGGCACCCUGGACAUCCUGGUGACCUCUGUGCGGGACGACGGGGCGUACACCUGCAUCGCCAUCAACGCGGCGGGGGAAUCCACGGCCGAGGUGGAGCUGAAGAUCAUACCACUGCCCCACAGGAGCAACGGGACGGCCCACGUGGCGCAGAGGGACCCGGGGUCUUCAGACAUCACCACCUCCGCCAAGACGGGGGCGAACGGGAGUGGGGAGGCGGGCAGCAGGACUCCGGAGAAGCCGGUCAUCGUGACAGACGUGACGUCCACGUCAGCCCUGGUUCGGUGGUUCGUCGGGAAGUCCUCCUCCUACCUGUGGCUGUAUCAGAUUCAGUACAACUGCACUGUGGACGAGACCUUGGUAUACAGAAUCCUGCCGCCCACCAGCAAGACGUUCGUGCUGAAGAACCUGGUGCCUGGAGUGGAGCACGACCUCUGUGUCCUGGCUAUAUACGAUGACAUGGUCACCUUUCUGGCCACGACCAAAGUGGUCGGCUGCGUCCAGUUCACCACCAGGGACGACUACCCUCACUGCCACUCCCUCCACGCCCAUUUCCUGGGCGGAACCCUGACCGUCAUCGUAGGGGGCAUCAUCGUGGUCACCCUGCUGGUGUUCACAGUGGUCAUGAUGGUCAAGUACCGCACCUGUAGGGAAGCCAGCCCCCAGCUGCCCAAAGUGACCGACGUCUACUCCCAGACCAACGGCAACCAGCUGAACAAGAUGCUGCCAGCGCCGCCAGGGAACGCGGCCUCGCUGGUACCAGAGCACGCGGUGGACAAAAAACAGCCGCCCUUCACCCCAGGGCACGGGCACAUGGCACCCCAUUACGGUGCCAAGCCACAGCGCAAAAGGCUCCGACCCAAGGACGCGGGAGAGACACGCGGGGGCACAGCGUUGGGGGCCAAACUGGCCCUCCCGGCUGCAGGGAGGAGUGUCGGGAAGGAGAGAUCCGAUUGGAGAUCAUCUUCGGUCAAGGCACCUCCCUCGGACAGACCGGCCGGCGCCCCCAGAGCCAAGCGGAGCUGCUCCUUCGACAUGGGGGAGAUCGCCACCGCCACCUGCUACAGCUAUGCCAAGCGCCUGAGCGUGAUCUGGACCAAACGCAGCCAGUCCGCGCACGGCGGCCUGCUCCUGCACUGCGCGGAAACGGCGGGCAAGAGGGCAGGGCUCUCCAACGCGGACGAACUGGAGGAGAGCGUGGUUUAAAAAACCAGGAACGAAAGCCGUACAAGCCUGGAAUGGAAACAGAGCGGCCGCCGAGAUUCGAGAGAAACAUCUCGGGAGACAACAGCAUUCAAAUCUAUUUUUUUAAGCUCUCUUUUCCUUUCCCAUCCUUCAAAAACACAUCGAGGAUUACAAAGGAUUAGGGAAACAGUUUUGCGGAUGCUGUGCACGGAGAGUGGCUGCUGCUGUUGUCUGGGGUACGAAUCUUUCCACUUUAGCGUUGCCCAGUUUUAACCUCCCCAACACUGAUUCUCCGCUGAAGCCAACAGCGAUCGAUAACGGAAGACACAAACAGAAAUACGGAGUUCCAUCAAGGUCGUGGCCUUUAUUUAUUUAACUCCCAAGAGGGAAUACAGAAACACACACUGGGGCUUGAGAAGGACAGGGUCAACCUAGAGUUUGAAACCUUGACAAAUGUACAAAACGACCUUUGGGCAUUCCUCUCAAAACGACAUCUGCAGAGAAGAAGAAACCACAGCUGGCCGCUUGAGUGGAGAUUAAUUGUGUUGUCAAAAAAAAAAAAAAAAUUAAAAAUAAAUCUUGCCGUUCUUUAUACCUGAAGGAAAUACUGGGAGACAGCAUCCAUAUUGUGAGGUCUCAUUAAGUUAUUCUACUGUAUUUUUUAAAAAGUGCUCUUUGCCAACACCUUGAAUGAAUUCUUAGGGGUUGUAAAAUAUAGAAAGCCUCAAGUUAAAAUCACUAGACAAGUGUGAUUUUAUACCUGUAGAAGAAAUAAUAAAUCAAAUCAAUUAACUGUCAAGACACUCGGACAGCCUUAACAGUUGGGAGUGAUAAUUCAUUACAUUUGAUUGCUUUAUUUAGGGUUAAUCGUUCUUAAUUUAAAAAGGGAAAUAAUUUAUGAUAGAUUAUAUAUAGAUAGUUUUGUUUUACUCAUUUUGGUUUGCCAAAGUUCAUGUUACCUUGACUUGAGAGAUUCUAAUAAUAAAACUGGUUCGGGGAAUUGUGUUUUCUGGGAUACAAAGUGAUAUUUCUACAGCAACACAACAGAUCAGAAAUCAAACCGGGCGUGUGUUGCAAAACACACUGUGUGCACACAUGUUCACGUUUUGCAGGUCAUUUUUAAAAGUCCCAUCUCCAACGAAAGGCAUUUCAUUACAAAUGCAUUACCGCGCCUCAAUUGGCGACACAUGCAUCAUCCCCUCCUCUGCUCACUGACCAGGAAGGUUGAAGCAGAGAUUCACAAGCAGAGAAGGCGUGGGUCUCAGAAAUCUGCACAGGGAGGCUUGCGUUAGUGCAGAAAUUACUGUAUGCAUUUCUAUCAAGCCACUGCAUUACUUAUUCAUUGGAAUAAGGGAAAGCGCUUUUAAAAGCACGCAGUCUGACAUUUCAUCCAUCUAUCCCCAUCCACCCCCCCUAUUGCUUGUUGAAAUCAAGUUCCUGUUCAAUAUGGUUCUACACACUGCCAAUUGAAGUACAGCAUGUCAGGGUCUAAUUUAUAAAACAAAAAAGUGCCAGAUCUUGAAGGAUCACAUUUUUAUUCCUUGCCCUGAUGACCUUCACAGAAGCUCCCAGGAUAUGCUUCAAGUUCUCUAUUCGCGAGAGAAAAUUGCGAGAGACGCAGGGUGCGAGUUGCUGGGGAUUUCAAGUGUUUUUUUCAGUCCCCCUUCCGCGCUCUAAAAACCACAAGUUUGGGAGUACCGCCGUUUCAGAGAAACGCGAAACGAUUUCCACAGCCCUAUGGAUUUAAAUUUAUAAGGUUAGCACAUCAGCUUUCCUUUCCAUCUCUAUCUCUGCUGUUCUUGGAUACAGUUUCGUUUUCAAAACGCGGAUCUGAAAAGCCCCGACAAGCGCUCAGAAAACCACAAGGUGAGCCGUAUCGAUGUUGACACGCUGCAUCAAUCUGGGAGAGAGGAGGCUGCUAAUGAGAAACAGAAGAGGCUGAAACAGGAACACUUUAAAAUGGGCAAAGCAUUGCAUUUAAAAAUUUAAAAAAGUCCUUCAGCAAUUCAUCCGGUCAAAAGCAAGACGUCCCACGCUGUCGGACCUCGAUAAAAACGGACUGGAAUUAUCCAUAGAUAAUUUGUGGAGAUUCUGGUCUUUAAUAAUCUGUUUUUAUAUAGCGCCUUUCAUGGCGGACCACCGUCACAAAGCGCUUUACAAGAUCACCCCAA
Messenger RNA from Polyodon spathula (Mississippi paddlefish), 6431 nucleotides. RefSeq names its product leucine-rich repeat and fibronectin type-III domain-containing protein 2-like. The transcript has 3 exons. Gene Ontology annotation, molecular function: protein binding. Lineage: Eukaryota; Metazoa; Chordata; Actinopteri; Acipenseriformes; Polyodontidae. The record is from RefSeq and is a predicted model, not a curated record. The coding region runs from base 2056 to 4281 and encodes 741 amino acids.